AGACUGUCAGAGUUCAAGAGAGAAGAGCAGAGUCGUGCUAGCGAGUCCGUUCACAUUAAACACGCACCUGUUCAGCGACAGGGGCAUCAUCAAACCUUGUUUUCUGACUUUCAUCGAAGCGGAGUGCUGAGACCGAGAUUUUAGAAAUGACAGACGCAAUAAUUCCCAACGGAUGCAAGAGCAACGGCGUUGUUGAAAAUGACUACUUCAGAAAGGGUUGUAACCCCUUGGCUGAGACUGGCCGCAGUAAGCUCCAAAAUCAGAGGGCAUCCCUAAACCAGCAAAUCAUCAAAGAGAUGAGAAUGAGAGCUGGGGCAGAGAAUCUCCUCAAGGCCACAUCGAAUAACAAAGUGCGUGACAUGGUUGUGCUGGAGUUGAGUUAUGUGAACUCAAACCUGCAGCUUCUUAUGGAACAGCUGGAGGGUCUUAACAGCUCAGUGGAGGUUUACCAGAAUUUAAAAGGCACGGUCAGCAUCCCCCUCAUCCCGCUGGGUCUGAAGGAGACUAAAGAAGUCGACUUCUCCGUUCCUUUCAAGGACUUUAUACUUGAGCAUUAUAGUGAGGAUGGUGCUAACUUUCAGGAUGAGAUCGAUGACCUCAUGGACCUCAGACAGGCGUGCCGCACCCCAAGCCGUAACGAGGCAGGCGUACAACUGCUGUCCAGCUAUGUGGCCCAUCUCUCCCUGGUAGAGAGCCGAUUCUUCACACCCAACCGUCAGAUGGGAAUUUUCUUUACAUGGUACGACUCCUUCACAGGCGUGCCAGUGUGUCAACAGAACCUCUCGCUGGAGAAGGCCAGCCUCCUCUUCAACACAGCUGCUCUCUACACCCAGAUUGGCACACGCAGUGACAGGCAGACUUUCUCUGGCCUCGAGGAAGCCAUCGCAGCCUUCCAGAAAUCCGCCGGUGUUCUCCAUCAGCUGAAGGAGACGUUCACACACACCCCGAGUUAUGACAUGAGCCCAGCCAUGCUGAGCAUGCUGAUAAAGAUGAUGCUGGCGCAGGCCCAGGAGUGCCUGUUCGAGAAGAUCGCGCUGUCUGGCAUCCGCAACGAGUUCUUCAUGCUGCUCCGAAUGGCACAGGAAGCUGCAAAGGUGGGAGAAGUGUAUGAUCAGGUCUAUCAGUCAAUGAUCCAGACGCCCAUUAAGGACAAUGUGCCCUUCUUCUGGUCCACAAUGGCACAAGUGAAGACCUACCACUACUGCUCUCUGGCACACUACUUCGUCUCCACCGCACUAUUGGACCAUCAGCUAAAGCCUAGUGAUGAUGAAGAUAAGCAGGAGAAGGCUCUGUCUCAGCUGUACGACACCAUGCCAGACGGACGCUCACCUCUAGACAUCCUGCGUGAUAAAGAAGAGAGGCGACGUAUAGGUAAGGCACACCUGAGGCGUGCCAUAAUGAACCAGGAGGAGGCGCUGCGCAUCCAGGGCCUGUGUCGUCACCUCCGUAACAUCGACAUUCUCAAGGACAUCCUGCAGGCCAGCCUCAAGCGCUCGCUGGCAAAGUUCGAGCACAACACCACUGAAGGCGAAUUCACCGAUUACAUGGAGGCUCCGGACAUUAUCUCUAAAACUGAGCACAGAGCAGAACCAGAACUCCCUGCCGCCACUAAGGUGAAAGUCAAAGACUUCUUCCACCGACUGGGCCCGUUGUCUGUGUUCUCAGCGAAGCAGAGAUGGACGGCGCCGCGCACCGUCCGGCUGAAGAUGGAAGACCGAGACCUGGGCUUCACCCUGAAGGGUGACGCACCUGUCCAGAUCCAGUCACUGGAUCCGCUUUGUUAUGCAGCUAUGGAGGGCUUGAAAGAGGGAGAUUACCUGGUUGCUGUGGGCGACACAGACUGCAAAUGUAUGGGCGUUAGUGAUGUCAUAAAACUGCUGAAGGAUGUGGACGAGGAAGGCGUCGACAUUAAAGUCGUUAGCAUGAUGGACAGCAGCAGCCAGCCAAUGCCAACGAAAAGUGCCACAUACUCGGGAGGCCUGCCCAAGACCUACUCCAUGAUCUGUCUAGCCUUUGAUGACGACAAGAACCCAAAGGCACGCAAGGUGGCCAAGAAGCCGUCGCUCCUCAGCUGGGGCCUGAAAAACAAGCAUAAGAGCGCCAGCACCCAGAGCCUCCCAACAGGAGACUACAGCGCAGCCAUGUCCCUGCACAAACAGUCCUCCCCCCUCCCUAGCGCCUUCAAUGACAGUGGCCUCUACUGAGUGUGCCCGGCGCAAGCAGACACACACACACAACAAAGCUGUCUGCGGCUUAGCAUUCUACCCUGCAGAGAGGGAGAAAACAGGUUAUAAAAUGCUAAAGAGAAAACAAAAAGGCUUUUUGCACGGGAUCUUUAAGGUGAGACUUGAGUAAUGUCAGAAGCCUACGACAUGGUGUUUCUUUGGCUAUAUUUGCCAAUAAGAAUUUUAUAAGCCUGUGGGUCUUUGGCAUAAACAAAACCAGUAUUCCCCCUUAGUUGAUGGUUAACAGAAGCUUUUUGAAAAAUGUGUACCCAUAUGGGUGCUAAGAACUCUGUAGAAUACAUUUUGUAGACUUUUUGAACAGAUUGGAACAUGGUCUGAACGUGGAUAGUAUUCCCAGUAGCUUUAAGUAAAAGUGAAGGAUGCUGUUUUUACUGGUCACAUGAUGAGUGGUGCUGAUGCUGGAAAUCUGUUAUUUCUGCAUUUUGUUGUAUUUUUAUACCGAAAAGUUGAAAACAAUGACCAGUAGGAUCCUCAGUUAAGUGUGUGACGUUUGUUUGGGUUACUACGUGUCGGCCAGAAACAACUGGACUCCAGUGCCCUGGGGCGUUGGAGACGGCGCUAUUGACACACCCUUCUGUGUUGCACAAAACUCUUUCUGGAAUUCAUUUUCUGGAAUCUCUGUUUUGGAAUUUUCCCUCAGCUUCUUUUAGGGUGUGUAAGAUGUAAAUAGAAUCACACAGCAGAUUUCCAGAAAAAUGAAUCUUUCUACACUUGUCAGCCGCCUAUAGUCAUCAGGCGUCAGCAUUUUCUCUCGGCGCGAUGUUGCCAAAUGUACCACUUUUAAUCCUAAUGUUCCUGUAAGAAAGAAAAGGUUACUGAAUUCCAUCUCAUGUCAGAUCCUUUGACACUGCUGGGGGUCUUUUAACCCUAGGUUCAUUGUUAUUACGCACUUCUGAUGGUCUUUAGUAACAACAAUAAACUCACGGUUAUACAUUAUACAUGCUGGGUGUAUAAUGUAUAUUAGGCUUCCUGAAAUGAAAGUUGGGGCGUUCUAAAGCAUAGAAAUCCAUCAUACGACUGUUGUUCUGGAAUCUUCUGGCAGUAUAAUGUGAAAUGUGAUCGUAAGAGUCAGGAUUGCAACAUGAAAAAGACAUAACGUUUGCUGUAGUGUGAAUUGUGAAGCACAGUCCCCAGAGCCCUUUUGCUUUAAAGGUCAUGUAUUUAUUGUUGUAGAAUUUUGACUGUUCCUCAAGACUCUGGUUGUGCUUGGGUUAAAUAUAUGACCAAACUCUCGUAUGAAGGAUUACACCCUCGUUCAGAAUAGACAGAUAAUUCUUGUUUUUCACUUUUCCUCUUUUAAAAAAAAAAUGUAUUUGCUAAUGCUUCUUGAAGUGUUAGGUGCAUCUCACUGUCUACAAAGUAGAUUCUUAUACACAUUUGAUAAUCAAAUAUUUUCAAUGCACAAAUAAAAAGAUCUAUAUAAAUAAAGUAAUGUAUUCAUAUAAAGAUUUUAAUAUUUAGGUAGAGUGAAACUGGCAAGGUGUGUAUGUUAAUGUGUAAGGUGUAUAAUAUGUUAGAGUAGAUUUUGAUGCUACAAGUGAGUUGGUUACAUCCAUCGUGUUUCCUUAGUUCAAACUGAAUUCUUAAGUGCUUUUUUUUUAAAAAAACAAAACACAUUUGUGUGCAACUAAGUAUUUGAAUUUGCAACUUCAGUGUAGUGUUCUGUGCCCCCCCUCCCCCAAGUCUUUGUCAUUUUUUAAAUAUGUAUUAUUUUCUAGUUCUUAUAAAUGUUGUGUUAGAAACAUCGUUCUGCCAAGUACCUUCACUAGGCCAGCAAUGUAGAAUCGUCUAUGCAAAUAUAUUAAGUUUUAAUUUUAAAAAGGAAAAUUAUUCUUAAAUAGUGAUGAGAUUGUGUAGGUUGAUUUUAUUGCUCCUAUUUUGAAUAUUAUAAUAGCAUACUAUUUUUAAAAAGCGCAUAUUUACAUUUAGAUUUUUAGGGUUAAGUAUUAACAUACUCUUGAAGUAAAGUACUGCAGUCAAGGGCAACUUCCACGUGGUUACUCUGCCCAGGGGCUUUAGCACAAGGGGUCUGUCUGUAAGCGGGUCACGUUCCUCUGUGGCUCCACCCCCUCCAUGGGCUCUACCUUUUGCUCACUUCUGUCACUAUACUGUUUAUGCGCAGUUGAAUUGUGGCCGUUUUGGUGAUGUUUUAUUUGAUCAUGUUUUGUUACUUCAUAUUGUAUUCAUGUAAACCUGAAGCUAAAUAAA
Electrophorus electricus (electric eel) is the source of this 4454-nucleotide messenger RNA. It is a transcript of the gene rhpn2, whose product is annotated as rhophilin, Rho GTPase binding protein 2. The record is from RefSeq and is a predicted model, not a curated record. Lineage: Eukaryota; Metazoa; Chordata; Actinopteri; Gymnotiformes; Gymnotidae. Gene Ontology annotation, biological process: signal transduction; negative regulation of stress fiber assembly. Gene Ontology annotation, molecular function: protein binding.